GAGGCGGAAAACUGACAUUUACCUCCAUGCAAAUUUUAAUGGGUCAAUCGCCAUUUAAAUAUGCAGGAUAUUUUAUCCCUGAAAACAUGAUAGAUGAACUGGGUAUGAAGCAACACAGUCUAAUCAUAUUUAAUGACUUUUAUGUGAAACUAGGUUCAGAUUCAAAUACAUCCUGAUUGGGAGAUUACAUGAGUGGAUGACGCCUGAAUUUUCCCAUGAAAGUUUACAAGUGCAGUUAAACUUGAUGGGGACUCUUUGGCAUGGCUCCCCAAGAUUAAAAUCUCAAUGAACCUUUGAUAGUAGAGCGUGUUUAUAAACCUGAUGCAACCAUCAUUGACCUUUAUUUGUCUCGAUGAAGGUCCCUUACGUUCCUGAAGGUCUUGAAGCUAUUAUAUUUACUGCUGAUGGAGAUAUGAGGCAGGCCUUGAACAACUUGCAGGCUACACAUAGUGGAUUCCAUUUUGUCAACCAGGAAAAUGUUUUCAAGGUCUGUGAUCAGCCUCAUCCAUUGCAUGUGAAGAAUAUGGUGCGCCAGGUGCUUGAGGGAAAAUUUGAUGAUGCUUGUUCUGGUCUGAAGCAUCUCUAUGAUAUGGGCUAUUCCCCCACUGACAUAAUUACAACCCUUUUCCGAAUCAUAAAGAAUUAUGAUAUGGCUGAAUAUCUGAAAUUGGAGUUCAUGAAGGAAACUGGGUUUGCCCAUAUGAGAAUCUGCGAUGGUGUUGGUUCGUAUCUUCAGCUCUGUGGCCUGUUGGCCAAGCUUGCUUUAGUUCGUGACACA
Molecule: messenger RNA, 778 nt
Organism: Populus euphratica (Euphrates poplar)
Lineage: Eukaryota; Viridiplantae; Streptophyta; Magnoliopsida; Malpighiales; Salicaceae
Product: replication factor C subunit 2-like
Exons: 3
Biological process (GO): DNA-templated DNA replication; DNA repair
Cellular component (GO): DNA replication factor C complex; nucleus
Molecular function (GO): DNA clamp loader activity; DNA binding
Source: RefSeq, a predicted model, not a curated record